CGACUGCAUUGAUAAUCAUUUAGUACUUACUGUAGUCUGUAAGUUACAGUCUGUAACAUGUGCAUGUAUUGUUACACAAGCUACAUCUGAAAUACCAGUAAGUAAGUACUAAACUUUUAAUAAUAAGAUCACGUCGUAUGUAUCAUAAUAAUAUAUUAUAUUGGUUCAUGAUUGCCAUAUAAUUAUUUGUAAUUUUAGAUUCGGAGCAUAUUAAGGAAUCUAUUGAUUUUAUAAUGAUGUGUUCUUUUCAUUAUUUUUUUUUGUUUGUAAGUAACUUUUCGAAAAUAAAUCUUGCUCCUAUGUAUAGAAUGUAACACCUUUUCUGAAAAAUAUGUUUGUUUAGUUGGUGCAUUAAACAAGUCAUUUUUUGAUUUUCCAGAGGGUUUUAAAAAUAAUUGGGAAAAAUCUGAAAGAAAAUUAUAUGUAAAACGGAAAAUAUUUACAGCAUAUGGCCCGGCGUUACUAUUUUCAUUGUUUUUAACUUUUGUUCACGAUGUUUUACUCCACUAAAAAAACAACAAGUGAACUUUUUUUGUUUUAUUUUUAAACUAGUUGGUGAGUAAGAAAAUCGUCUUUUAUUUUUCUUUGUAUUUUUGAAAUAAUUGAGCAAACCCGAAAAAUACGUAGUUUAUUUUUUUUUUUCAUUUAAUUUAGUUAAACAUAUUCGUAGGGACUUGAAAUUUUAUCAGAAAGAUUAUAUUUGCUUUUUUUAGACGUGGUACAAUUUAACCAUUUUUGAGCUAUUUAUGGAUAUUUUAAUUUUACGAGUUUUUACGUAAUUUGUAUUUGUCUGUACUCUAUGGAUAAAAUUGUUAUAAUUAACCGAAAUGCUUGAAAAUUGUACAGGAGGUUUAUUAUAAGUUGAUAGUGAUACUUUGUCAACAAUAUAAAUGUCAUAUUAUGGUAAAAUACCUAAUUAAAUAUAGGUAUAAUGUAUUUUCUUUACAAUAUUUUGUACAAUAUUUGUUUAAUAUUGUACUAAUUUUCCCGUUUUUUCUGCGUUUUCCCAUAUUUUUGCUCGCUUUUACACAUUUGCUGGGAAAACUCUUGAAAAAAUCGAAAAAUGAUCUCCUAAAGUACCUCCCAAGUCAGAUUUACUUUUAAAAAAGUGAUAUCAUUGUAAAUUGGAGCAAAAUCACUGGUAUAAGAGUUGUUCACAAAAAAAAAAAAAGGGCCAUAAUGUUUUUUUACCAAUACCUAUAUUUCGUACAUUUUCCGUUUUUCCGACAUUUUUUCGCAGUUUUUCCUAGAUAUUAUGGAAGCCGCUUGAAAAAUCAAAAAAUAAUCUCCCUAAAUUACCAUGGGGAUAAAAUUUCCUUUCAAAAAAUAAGCUACACUUGAUACAUUGGAGCAAGAUUUCUGGUAGAAAAGUUUGCACAACAAAUCGAGAGGUAUUUUGCAAUUAAAAUAGUUCGAAGGAUCAAUGACUUUGGUCUCUAGGUACAUCCAAAAUGCAUUUGUUUUUUCUUUGUUUAGGUUAAAUAGAAAAAAAUGUAAACGUUUUUUUUUUUACAUAAUGAUUAGAACUCGGAUCCCCAAGGAUGAUAAUAGGCAUAAUAACUAUUAGAUAUAGAUAGAGUUAUUUAGCAUAACAAAUAAUACCAGAACUUUAAAAAGCUAUCAUUUUGAAAUUUAAUCAGUCCGCUUAAUUCUGACUUCACCAUCGUUUUUAAAUUGGCAAUAAACAUGUAUGUUCAAAAAAAAAAAAAUUUAAAAUUAUAAUUUUUACAUAAUUUUUAACUAAAACGAUUUUCGUCAAAAUUUGAUAUUAAAAUUUCCUUAUAAAAAAACAUUCUACAUUAAACUUAAUUUUUUUUUUACUACCUUGUAAGACUUUUAAUAAACCUCUCGUUAAAUUUUUAAACACUUCUAUUCAAGUCUAACAAUUUUACCGAAUACUUACCGAAUAAAUAUUACGUAUAAAAUAACUCGAAAUUAAUAUGUCUAUAAAUACCUCAAAAAGACAAAUAUGAGUUUUCUGUCCGAAUUUCAAAUCUCUAUAAAUAUUUUUAACUGAAUUACAACAAAUAAUAAAUGCAUUAUUUUCGGAAAUUGUCUGUUUUUCUUACGUUUUAUCCGGGUUUUUCCCAGAUAUUAUGAAAACCACUUAAAAAAUCAAAAAAUGACCUCCCAAAAGUUCCAUCUGGACAAUAUUUCCUUUUAGAAAUGGUGCUAAGCAUAAAUUCCAGAUGAAGAUUAAUAGUAGAAUUUGUAUACACAUUAUAAAAAAAUAAUAAUAAUAAACAUCUUAGUAAAAUCAAUACAUUCUUCGCUACACUCAAAAUCUAAAAUAACAAAAAUAAUGAUUAAUAAAAUUUAGAUGACCAAGUCCAAAAUUCUUUUAUUUUAAGCUGCGUUCUGUAAGUGGUUUGAUCCACAAUAUUUUCCAUACUAAUGUUUUCAUUUCUAUGAAUAUUUAAAAGUGAUAAGCCAGUUAGCCUCUGCUCAACAUUUUUUUUAUCAUAAAGUACGACUUUUAAUGAACCUCAUGUUAAAUUCUCAAGCAUUUAUAUUUAGUCUAACAAUUUUAUCCACAGAGUACCCAACUAGUACGUACAAAACUUGCAAAAUUCAAAUUUCUAUAAAUUGCUCAAAAAUUUUACCAUGUCAAUAAAAGGCAAAUAUGUCUUUCUGUCCAUAUGUCAAGUCUACAAACAAGUAGAAUAAUAAACGUAAUAAAUAUUUUUAACUAACAAAAAACAAAACUGAAAAUAAUAAAAGGAUUAUUUUCGUAAAUUUUCCCGUUCUUCUUACGUUUUAUCCUGGGUUUUCCUGAUAUUAUGAAAACUGAAAACUGCUUGGAAAAUCAAAAAAUGACUUUCCUAAAGUACCAUCUAGUCAAUAUAACAAUAUUUUCUUUCAAAAAGGUGCUAUACUUAUAUAUUGAAGUAUGAUUUCUGGUAGAAAUUUUUGUCACAAUAAAAAAAAAAAAAUAUAUUAUAAAUCCAAUAGGUAUAUUCUUUACAGAAUCUAAAAUUUAAAUUAACUUAAACAUUUCCAAAUUUGAUUCUAAAAUUACCUAAAUUAUUUUAUUAUAUCUUUGCAGAUCGAUUGUUCCUAUUUAGUUUUCCAUAAUUCUAUGUCACCUUUGAGAGAAUAUUUAUUGUAAUUUAUAAAUGAUAAGUGUUUCAUUCUUGUUUCAAACAAAGUAUUUCCAAGACCCAGAAUCAUCUUUUCGGCAUUUGAAACCAAUUGUAUUUUUACUUAUUUGUACUUAGGAACUAUAGAUAUUUUGUAUUACAAAAAACAACAUUUUGUCAACGCUUUUGCCCCCCCCCCUCCCUCUCAGGGACGCGCCUGUACGUACGAUUAUAAUAUUAGAUGCAUAAUAGUGCGCGAAACCGGUUACUAAAACGGGACAGUUCUGCGGUUUAGCGUAGCGCGUAACACGACAACGGUCGCCGUGCGGUAUCCCAUUGUUGAUGUUAGAGAAAUAUUAAUAACUGGCCGUGUGCCAUGCGCCCGUUUGUGUCCGGCAGCGCCUCGCGGACUCGUCUUCCCGGAUGUGCGCGGCAGUCUGUCUCCACGCGCCGCGUGAUCGGCACCGUGUGAAUUCGUCUCCGCUCGCGGUUAACGAUUUUUUGUUAAAUAUUUUUUUUCAUUUUUCCACCCCGGUCGUUUUCAAACGAUUUGGCGUGACAAUAAUUUACUAUAGUUCGUACUGUACAUGCGCAGUCUCGCUCCGUGCCCAGACGGUCCUGCGGUAUACAGAGUACACAGACGGAAGUACCUAUAAUUACAUAUUUCGUAUUGGUCGCCGACUAAUAAAUACGUAGGUAUUAAAUAUACUGAAUACAUAAAUAUUAGUUAUUAAGUAGGUAACAAGACGACCGGCAUGUAACGUUAAAAAUACUGUUCACUUGUUAGGUUAUUUAUGUGACUACAUUCAAAUUCAUUUAUUUUUUAGUCAGGAAAUCAACAACUUAAUGUGUUAGUAAUAAUUAGUGGAUCAAAAAACCUGAAUGUAUAAGCUACAGAUUAUCUUUUUUAAGGGGUUUGGAGCGCACCUAUAGUUUUCAUACAUUUUAAAUCAAUUAGCGGUGGAAAAUUAGUCAUAUCUCCCAAUGCCCAAUUUACGUUUUUAAAGUAUGAAUGCAUUUUUUAAAAUAUGUUUUAGUUUUCUGACGGAGCUGAUUUUAAAAUUACAGUUUUUAAGAUAGCCCAAAAUUCUGAUAUUUUUGAAAAUUCCGAAAAAACACCGAAUUGCAUUUGUAUUAAUCUUGGGUGUACCAAAUUUUGAUUUGAAAAUCAACUUUCUGAAAAACCCAGACAGUUUGUCAACAAAUCCUUACAUAUUUUAAAAAUUAAAAUCAAACAUUUGGAUUUAUAAUUUAUUUACCACCAUUUAUUGGUCUAAAUCUAAUACGUUACAUCGUCCAUAAAAACAGUCGUAUCCCUUCUCCUUAAACAGUACCAGGUGAUCCAUUAAUGUGGGCACACUCAUUAUCUCGGAAAGUAUUAACUUUUCCGGAAUUUUUUUUCCAGACCAUUUAAGAAACAAGUAGCUUUAUAAUUUUAUAUUUAUGUUAUUUUUGUUAUUCUUAUUUUUGGGGACAAAACCGCUACCUACUUUUGAUUUUCAAUUGGUAACCUCUAUUAAAAAGUCCAUAAAUAGAUGGAGUACUAGUUAAAAUUAAGUAUUGACAUUUUUUGAUUUCCGUCAAUCCGUUGACGAGAUAUUUCAUAAUUUGGAUUGGAGGAGAGUAUAGUGAUGGUGCACGCCGCGCGCUGUAAAGCCAUAUAAAUAAUAUUUCACUAUUUUCCUCCAACCCAAACUUAAAAGUAGAAUAUCUCAUCAACGAAUUAACGAAAAUUUAAAAUGUCAACACUAAAAUUUAUUUUAACUAAUACUCCAUUUAUGUAUGGAAUUUUUAAUAUAGGUUGCCAUUUGAAAAUCAAAAUUGGGUAAUGGUUUUAUCCUAAAAAUAACAUAAAUAUUAAAUUAUAGAGCUGUUUCUUUCUUAAAUGUUCUGGAAAACAAAUUCCGGAAAAAGUUAAUACUUUCCGAGAUAUUGAGUGUGCCCACUUUGAUGGAUCACCUGGUAUUGGACAGUAAAUAAAUGGAUAAUUUUUAUCGUUAAAGUAGUCAUAAAAUGGUAAAAUUAAUUUUUUAAUUUAACAAAAUUUGAGAAAAUUUGGUAAAACUGCUCCGACUAUCUUAAAAUGAAACCUAUAUCCAAACCUUUAAUAUUAAGGAGGUUAAUUUUAGUACCUAAACAGUAAACUAACUAAUAAUAAGUACUAACUUAUAGAUGUACCUAGUUAUUUGAUUUAAAUUAUAAUUGUUAAUUUUAGGACAAAUAUAAAUAUUAAUUACUUUAUAAAAUUAUACUAUAACUUUUUUAAGCCUGGGUAGUGGGUACCUGUUAUACAAUAUGACACAGUUUCCAAAUUCAAUAACAUUCUCCUUGGUAAAAUCCUAAAUACGCCACUGAUAUACGUCAGUAAUUAUCCUCAAACUCUUUAAUACCUAACCGAUUAAUAAUAUGAACUAUCAAUAUUUAUUCGACUAUAAUUAUAUUAUAAUAUAUAAUAAUAAUAUAUUUACUAUUUAGCGAGCAAUAUUUAUGUAGGCAAAUGCCCGCGGUAAAUAAUACGAGCCAAUAAUUGUUUCAAACCUAGUUUUUAAUCGAAAAUUCAAUAAAAUAGUGUUAGCUCCGUCACUGGUCAGUGGACUGAUUUUGUUUAAAGGGUUGCCUGCAAAUCAAAUAGAUAAAUAUCACUCACAACUACGCCACUGACUGCGUAUAAAAAUAUUCGUAUUAUAUUAUUAUUAUAUUAACUUUAACCAUACCCAAAAUUUAAGGCUACGUCACAUAUUUUUACACAUACAAUGCAUAAAUAUACAAAUUGUAUUAAAUAUCAAGUACGCUUGUUGUGAAUUGAUAAAAAAAUGUAUAAUGAUUGAUAAUUUAAAUAGGCAUUGGCUAAUAAUAUAAUAUUUUUUUUUAUUUUGUGUUUUUUAUAAUUUUUAAUUAACGUAUACACAUGUUAUGGCGAUCCCUAAUCUUGUUUUUAAUCAAAUAUAAUUGCACAUUAAUUUAAAUAUUUUAUGAGUACUUGCCGAAUUAGUAUUUUGUUAAUUAACCGCGAAUUUGUAUAAGUACCUAUUCGCUUUUAUAGUUUAACAACACAUAAUUUACUUGUUUAUAAAUAAAUUAUUAGUAUAGGUACCUAUACUACUCGUAAUAUAAUUUUUUUUUUUUUACAAAAAUAAUUUGUAGCUGAUAACUCGAUCGGAGUGCCAGGUGCCUAUAGGUAUAUAAAAUUUAUAAGUUUACAGCUACAAGUUACCUAAAUAAAAUGUAUAUUACGUUUGAAAAACAUAUAGUAAUAUUUUGUGAAGUUUCUUAUUUUUUUUUUCUGAUUUAGACAGGUAAUGUGCAAAUUUACUUGUAUAGAUUACGUUUUCUAUGAUUAUAAUAAUUAUUACCUGUACAUUAUGAUGUAUUAUUUUGUUCGACUAUAGUGUACCAAAUAAUUUACCUAGUUGUAUACAGAGUGAUUAAUUUGUUAUAAUUCAGCGAUUUUCUCGGAGGAUUUUAUAAGUAAAUUUAAUUUCUGUUUUUUUUUUUCGAUCUUUAUCAUGUAAUUUUUUAAAGUUUAAGCAUUAUUUUAACACUGUUUUCAUAUUAUUUUUCAUACUUCUAACACAUUAAAUGAGUAGAUACUUAUAUACUUUUGAUUUUCAAAGAGAAUUCCUCACUCCUUUCAACACAGAUUAAAAAAAUUUUAAUAUUAUGCAUAACAUUAUAAUAUCGGAUAUACCAUAUAUAAGUUAUAAGUUAAUAAUAUUUUAAAAUUCAAAUCAAAAAAGUAAAAAUACCUUAUCAAUAUUAAGAUGAUAACCCUUCCUUACAUCUCGGGCUCAAAUUUGAGACUAUGUAACUCAUUAAUGGUAAAUCCAAUAUUAGUGUUGUGUUUGUGCAUAUAAAUAAAUGUUUCGAACCAUAUUCUGUUUUUGAAUCUGCCAUGAGAGGGAGAUUGAAAAUCAAAUGCUUAUUUGUGUUCAUCGUGGUGUAUGUACAAAAUAAGUGUACAUUUUAAAAAUAUUGUAAACGAUUCUAUAUAAUGAAUGAAAUAACCAAAAUCAAUUAUACUCGGUAAUUUAGUAGAUAAAGUAGAUGUAGUAAAUUAGAUAUAGUGGAUCGCGGAAACUAAAAAUCCAUUAUAUAUAUAUAUAAAUAUAUAUUAGUAUCACUUACUUUAUCUUUAUUAUCUAUUGAGUCAAACUUAACUUAGACACAGUUCAUAAUAUAUAGUGUCCAUACACAUUAUAAUAAUAAUUAUAAAUUAUGAUGCAAUCAUAUUUUUUUUCACAGUGACAAUGAAUACAACUCGGUUGAACCACAAUAUUAUUAUAUGUAUGGUGAACAUAAUAAUACUUAAACUAGACGGCGGUACCUAAUCAUUUAAAUUGCUUAUAGUUUUUAGAAUUAGAUAGUAAUAUUUCAAAAAAAAAAAAAAAAAAAAAAAAAUAAUGAACAAUAAUGAUAAUAUGACGAGAAUAUAAUAAUAAGCCCUCCAACACGACUAGAAUCAUAACACGCGCAUCUGAAACCAUCUAACGUUAAAAUGUAUUUACCUACCUAUCUAAUACAUAUUCUUGUUAGAACUAUAAUAAUAUUAUUACGAUUAAAAUAUACAAAUAAUAUUCGUUAUAAGGUACAUAAAAAAUUUAGACUAAUAUAAUAAUUUAAAUUAGGCGAAUCGUGCGUAUGCCAACAAUUGGUCACUGCUAAAAGCUAUGCCACAGGUAUGAAAAUGAGACUUAAAGACUAUAAAAUAAAUUAACGUGUAAUGAUUGAACUCAAUCUAACCCGGGAACCCUCUCUACACCACAAUUCAAGAUUCGCUGAUUCAUAAGUUACAAAACAGAUAACCAAUAAGACCUUCCGGAUAAGUUUUUUCUUACACAUUUAUUUAUUAGUACACAAUUGAAUAAUACAAUGUAUUACGUUAAUACUUAUAAUGUUUAUAACUGAUACAGUAAAAGUAGAAUAGAUAAAAUAAAAAUAUUAUCCAAGUUGAUACAAUGUAAUGUUUUUAAAAAUAUCGUUAUUUGGAAAGAGAUUUAUCGACCCUCCGUCAUAAAGAAAAAAAAAUUAUAGUAAUGGAACGGUUAAACAAAAAAAAAUAGUAAGGGAGCCGUGUUCUGCCCAAUUCGAGCAUAGAACACGCUUAAUCAUUGGCGUGACUAAGAAUUUUCAAUGGGAGGGGGGGUGUAACAAAUGAGUGUCGUGAAUAAAUCAUAAAACCGUUUUCUCUACCCAACUCGACUAUGGGAAUUGGUAAUUUAAAAAUCGGAUUCUAAAGAAAACCUAAUUCUAAGUCAACACAUCAAGCUUUUUUUCGUCACUUGGCUGAAAUAUAGUUAUAUAUAUAUUUCGAUAUUAGAGUACACAUAGCUGUUUGUAUUUUCAAGUGAAUAGAGAGGGAUAUAACCCUUUACCCCCCCCCUCCCAUGCGCACGCCACUGACCUUAAUCAAAGACUUUUGAGAAAAAUCAACAAUACGCAAGAAUAAUGAAACGUAUUAUUUAAAAGGGAUUUUAAUCAUUGAGAAAGAGUUUAGUUAAUAUAAUAUUCGCACGAAUCUAAAACGAUAGAUAAUUAUUGUAGGUAUAUUUUAAAUUAUAAUAUAUUGUUUUGAUCGAGAAAAUAUUAUAAAUUUAAAUUUCUGAGAAGCUAAAAACGAACACAAACCUUGUUCCCAUAAAAUAUACAGUGUACACUGGUGCACAAAUAUUAUUAUUAUAUAACAGUUCAAGUUCGCUACUGCAAAUUACUCAAAUGUAUUUUAUACAGGUAUACGAGAAUGGUUUUGUACAAUAUCGUUUUACAUCAUUAAAAUCAAAAUUCGAUUAUCAGUGUAAAAUAUAUAAUAUAUAUGUAACACAUUAUACAUGUAGUACAAGCGUAAAAUAAUGUAGGUAUUUUUACUAUCGAGCGAUUAAAUAAGAACCGAUAUUGCUGCCUGAUGUGUUAUUUUUCAAUAUUAAUAUAUUUAAACAAGUUGAUUUGUAUCCCAUGUAUAUUAAGUACCUUUUACGAUACAUAUGUCUCGUGUACGUACGUGUUUUAUGUUUAACACAAUCGUUUUCGUAAUUAGAUUAUUAUACAACACUGUAAAUUCCAAAAUAGGUUUUUUAUUGUUUUUUUUUUUUUCCAUAACUUUCCAUAAUAUAAUGUCCCGCGCGUUAUUAUUGUUAACAAUUAUCAUUGAUAAACGAGGAGCGAGCACACUUCGAAUUACCUUCUAAUUUGAUCGCACAACAUUUAAUAGCCUAUUUAUCAGUUUCUUUCCGUCCCGUCGCUCACCAAUUAAACGAGUGUGUUUUAUUCAAUAAUUUUAUAAUUAUUGUUUUCAAAUUAAUUACCUAUAUUAUAUGAUGUCGAGUUCGUCAUCCGAAUGAGGGGGAAGCGAUUAUCGUCGCCUAUCAAUUAUAAUAUAUAUUGUAGUGUUAUGGAGAGGUAGGUGGAAUAUUAUUAUAGAACACGAUUGUGAAUAUUGACACAUAUACAUAUUAUAAUGAGAUCAUUUUCAGAAUUUAUCAAAUGCAAAUAGAAAUGGGAAAUAAUUGAAAAUAGAUUAAAAAAUUAAAUCUACUUAAACUGUAUUUAUGUAUAUAUAAUAUAGCCGCUAGUAUAGAAUAUUGGUAUUAGGAUAAUUAAUUUUUAAAACAUAAUUAAAUAUAUCUUUGGUUAUACAGUAUAAUAUAUGAUUUAAAUUUUUUAAAAUUAAAGACGUACGUCAUCGUAACUAGUAUAAAUAUCCCUAUAAUUUGUAAAGAAUAAAGAUAAACAACUAUUUUAUUUUACCACAUACAUAUAAUUAAUAACUAUUAUGCAUAGUGUUGAAAAAAUUAUCACUUAUCAUUGUGGAUUGUCUUAUUUAAAUAUAUAACAUACUAUACAUGUUGAAGUACUUAUGUUGCACAAUUUUAAUUUGUAGUUUUUUUAAAACACGUAACUUAUUAAACGAUUUAUUAAACUGAUAUAAUGUACUUACCUAAAUACACAGGGUCUUCCAAAUUAUAUAUUAUAGUUUUGAGAGUGAGAAGGAGGAUAUAUUCUACUUUCAAAAAUGUAACAUAAACUUUGGAAGAUCCGUAUACUAAUAACAUUAAAAUAUAAAAUUAAAAUGUUUCAGUUUUUGUUUAUGUUUUUAAUUUUAAAUAUUUAAACGAUAACAUCCAUUUCAGUUUUAGAUUCUGAAAAUAACAAGUUAUAAGUCAUAAGUUUUUAUGAAUAUGAAUUUUUUUUCUUGGAAAAAAUCUUAACGGUUAGUAAAAAUUCUCUUAUUUUUUUGACUGGUUGUAUUUUACUUAAAACAUUUAUAUCGAAAUUUUUAGCAGUCCAUUCUCUAGGUGCGUUGUUUUAACAUUUGAGUUAGCUUAACAACAUGAUAUGAAAAAACACGACUAAUACACUACUUUGCUCAGAUUCGUUUUUCGUUUGCAAAGAUGUAUCGUUCCCAAAUACCAUAUAAUUAACUUCAAAUUUGUAUCAAAAUUAUUUAAAUAUAGCAUGUACUAUAAAAACUCAAAAAUAUCGUUCAAAAUAUUAUUGCCUAUUAAAAAACAAAGUUAGGAAAGUUCUCUAUGCGGGAGUGUGAAAUUUCCGGUUUUUAAACCUAUUAACAAUAAAUUAAUAUACAAUUUUGAAAAGACGUGGUAACUAUUAUGUACUAGAUAACCAUAUAGGACGGAUAUAAUAGAGUUUAAAUAAAUUGUUCUAAACUCACAUUUAAAAACUUAAAAAGCAUCAUAAUUUAAUCCAUAUUAUGUAACGUUAUGUACGUUGUGAAACGUAUACUUUGUGCUUAGGUAGAUAAUAUACAUACAUAAAUACAUUUUAUGUGAUAAUGAUUUACCUAACCAAUCAUAACAUAAUACAAAUCUCAUUAUCUGUUUUAUUGAUAACCUGAAAAUAAAAAUGUAUAAAUUGAUUUAGAUUAUUAUAAAUGUUAGUUAAUAAAAUCAUCUCUAGUUUCUUUUCACUAUUGCCGCUAACAAUAAUGAAACAAAAUAAAAUACGAGAUAACAAAUUACAGAGAGUUUUAUUUGUUGAGAUAUUUAUAUAACCUUUUCUAUAAAAUUUAUAAAUAUGUUAAAUUAUAUGAACGUAUACAAUGUUUACUAAAUAUGACAAACAACUACGUAAGUAGAAAUAUGUUUUGGGUAGGCCUGAUCAAAUAAUAUUGAUGAUUGGGUAGUAAAGUAUUAGUAGUAUUGUAUUAGUAUUCUAUUAAUAUAAUUUUAGACUCUGAGUGAAGUGAGGAAUAUAUUGGUUUUACAGUGAUGUUUAUUUUUUUUUUUUAUGUGAAAUCUUUUUCUACCAAAAAGCUUACUCUAAUCAUCAAGUAUAGAACCUUAUCUGAAAGGAAAUAUUCUCUGGGUGAUAUUUUAAAGAGGUCAUUUUUUUAAAUUCUCAUUAAAAAUCAAGAUAAUGAGGAAAACUUGGUUUUUUAGGUUAAAAAAGAUUGGAAGAUUAAAAAUAAGAUUGUCAUUGGCAACCUUUUAUUUAUUUUUUGUUAUUAUUAAGUUUUUAUUAUUUUAAUUUUUUUUAAACAAUCAUUGUUGUCAUGGAAACGCAAAUUAUUGAAAAUAUAAUACUAUAGACCGAGCUAUAUUAAAAUUAAAAUAAAUUUCGAUUUCAAUACAUUCUUUUAACUAUUAAUCUUUAUAUUAUAUUUCUCUAUUUUAUACUUAAGUAUUACUGAACUCCGCACAGAAUCGUUUUUUCGUUAGAAAUGGAUUAUCAUUGCUUACAGAUAUACAUUCAAUUAUCUUCUGUAUCCUACCUUCCCAACUUCCCACCUACAACAGUGACUGCACCCACGUUCGAAUUAUGUGCGUCUUGGAAAUUUAACUUUUUUUAGUAAUAGAACUUUUUACUUUUAAUUACCACAAUGUAUUUUCUCAUACAGUUAUUUUAAUAUUAUUAAUUAUUUUAUAAACAUAACUAUGUUUUUUUUUUUUGUGCAACAUGAUAUACAAUAAAUAAAUCUGAUAAGUACAAUUACCAACAAAAACACACAUUAUUGAAAAAAUUACCAUUGACUUAUAAUAUUAAAAAAAUAUUAUUAAUGAAAAUAACUUAGUUAGUCAAUUACAUACACAUUUGAGCGUUUAAUUUCGCUUAGGGCCUAAAAUUAGUGUUGACUUGACUUACGCUAUGUAGUUAACAGUAAUCAUUUAUUGUAACCCAUCUAGGAUAGUCAAAAUAACUAAUAAUUUUUGUUCAAAUUAACUUUAUACAAAUAUAUUUACAACUACAUCACUAUUGUUAACGCAGCUAUAUUAAGGAGUUAAAAUAACUUCUGAUUCAGUUGUUAAUAUGCCUAAAAAAAAAGAUUCAAACAUUCUACAUGGUUGUCAGGGAAUCGAACUCGAGCUAGUUUAGUAUUUAAACACAUUAAUUUUCGUCACCAGACAUUUUUCAUUUUAUACCUGACGCCAUUCCUUAUUACUAUAUGUAUUUAUUUUGCAAGUUAUAUCUACUUACUGUAUUGUUGAGGUAUAUUAUAUUUUACAUAAUAUUGUUGCUGCGAACCGUUCAUAGAUUAAAUAAAUUCAUAAAUACGCACGUGUGCCUUACCAACCAUACAUUUGGGGAGGGGGUUGAACCCCCAAAACCCUCCCUUAUGAUGCAAAAUAACAAUAGGUGUUGGCUGUAUUAUUAUAAUGCAAUAUGGUCAAGUGAGGUACUGUUUAGAAAUGUAUAACGUAAUAAUAUAUGAGCUUUUAUAAACUUUAGUAUAUAAUCACACUUCUGAUUGGUGGUAAUUGGUCGAUGAUAACGAUACACACGCUCUUACAUGCAAUCGCAGACCGCAGUGAUAUUCUCGACUUAUUGAUAGUUUUUCGAUUGGAUCUUAUAGAAUAUAGAAUCUAAAUAUAAUUCUGUAAAUAUUUAUUUUAUACGCCUUGAGGUCUCCGGGUGUUGGGAUUACGUGUGUGUGCAAUCUGAAACAAAAUCGUGUUAAUUUAUAAGUAAAUGUUAAAACGUGUACACUAAAUUUUUAUGUCAUUAUUAGGACGUAGUAUUAAAUACCUUGAAAAUCGAUUAAGUCUGUAUGAAUAUAGAGCUAUGUCCAAAAAUUACUAAUUUAUAUGCAGUUAUGUCAAGGGCGUAGGUAAAGAGGGAGGCAUUCGAAUCUCCUCAUUUCGAAAUUACUACAAAAGUUUAAUUCUUUUUUUUCACUCUCGAUCCACUUAAAUUACAAAUAAUUUUUACUGAGUUCUCCCUCCUAUAGGUAAUUUAAACUUAUAUUUCUGAAAUACGCCCAUUUUGAGGUAUACUAUGGUUUUUUUAUUUUUUUUUCUAAUCUAAAAUUAAGGUACGUAAUAAAUGAGUUUACGAGUAUAUGUAUAAAUAUCUUUAACGAUUACUUUGUAUUUUUUAAAAGUGGUUUACUACUAUAUCAAAAAAAAAAAAUACAAAAAACAUAUGAAAUAAAUGUGCCCUAAUUGUCUGUGCAAUGCCACAACGGAAACAAAUUUUCUGGAAGAGGGAGGCGGUUAAAUUAAAUCAUUUAUUAUGUUUACUACUGAAGUUUGUUUUAGUCUAUACAACAGUUAUUGAGUUAUACUAUAUAGAUUAUAGGUAUUCGACAAGUUGAAAAAAUUUCAUGGGGGGAGGGGAUAAACUACUAAUAUACUUACAUCCCUGAAAAUACUGAAUUUACUGUAGUAUUGUAUUUAUAUCAACCGUGAUAAUACUUUUAAUUGUUUUGUUUUUUAUUUUUGAGAACCCUGCACGAAUAUCAUCAGUGAUCAUCAUCGUCGCCACCAUGGCGAUUUUCUCGUCGUGGAAAGCCGUACGGUGCUCGGUGACAGUGGAACCAAUGCUGUUCUUUUACUUCCUCGCCACCGUGCUGUCGUCGACCAUCGGCUCCAACUUGUUGUUGCACAAGGGAUGCGACCCUAACGCGACGGUGGCACCAGACUUGUAUACCACGCCCAACUGCUUGAUGGAGACGAGCGCCCAACACGGCGUGUCCAUCGUCAACGUGUGGAAGAACUUGAUCCAGGAAAUUCUGUCACUGAUUUUCAUCGUGUUCGCGGGCCCGUGGAGCGACAACCACGGCCGCCGCCGUAGACCGCUGAUGCUCGUGCCGCUUUUCGGACAAAUCUUGUGCGACAUACUGAACAUAGUGUUCACCAUUUUCUGGCAGGUGUCACCCACCGUCACCGGUAUCACACAGUCCGUGAUCGUGUCUACUUCCGGUUCGUUCCAUUGUUUCCUUAUUGGCGUAUUUGCGUACCUAGCUGAUGUGACUGACGAGUCCAAUCGCACAAUGAGGAUUGGAUUCGCGGCGGCUAUUCUCCCAUUGGCAGCCACCGUGGGCGCCCUGUCCGCAGGCUACCUGAACGUCAUAAUCGGUUUCAUCGGCGUGUUUGCUCUGAACAUCGGCAUAAACUUAAUUGCACUGUGCCUGGGUCUCGUGUUUGUCUACGACACUUCUGAACCGUACAAGCCGGUGGGUUCAAUAUACAAGAGUACGUUCAACCCGGAAAUCGUCAUCAAAAGUUUCAAAACAGUGUUGGUCAAACGUGAUCAUCAUAAGAGCUUCAUACUUAUAUUGAUGAUCAUCGCAACGCCAUUAACGGGUGUUCCUUUUAUCGGUAAGAACCGUAUAUGCUGCCAUCACAUAUCGUUGGUGAAAAUAAUGCAGACGGUGUUUAAAUAAACAUCAAAUGUACCUAAGUCCCUUUGAAAAUGAAACUCAAGAGUACAAUUAUUUGGAAAAUAAAUUUUUUGAUACAGUAAUUUUAUUGGAAAAUAAAUAAGAAGACAAUUUAAAAAAAGGUUAUACUGCUGAUCAGUGUGCCGUUGUUGUAGGUGGGAUCUUGGGAAGAUAGGAUAAAUAAAGUUAUUUAACAUCUAUAUCUGUACACAACGAUUAAUCAUUGUUGCAGACGAAGUAAGAUUAUGAGCAAAAUUCGUUUAAAUAUGUUUGAAAUGUCGUAAUUCUUACGAUUUUCAUCAAAAUUUGAACUUAAAAUUCUUAUAUACAAUACGCUUAAUAUUUUUUUUUUACCGCUAAAUAUAACUUAUAAUAAACCUUGUGUAAAAUUUCAAGCAUUUCUAUUCAAUCAAACAAUUUUAUUGAUAUAUAGCCUAAACAAAUUCGAAAAUGCCAAAUUAAUAGAUCAAAUUCGCCUGAAUAUUAUAUUGAAAUUUGUGCCGUGUCUAGAAAAUGCUGAUAUAAGAAGUAUUCAACGUAAAUUUCAAGUUUCUAUGAUUAUUUUUAUCCGAAUUACAACAAAAAUAAAUUCAAAUAUAAUAAAACUAUUUAUGCAGAAACCUAUCUCGUUUUCCUACGUUUUUCCAAUUAUUAAAGAAAACUAUACACGGAAAAUAAAAAAAAUGACUUUUCAGUUCAUCAAUUAGAUCCAAAACUCUACAAUACAGUUCUAUUGUCGUUUUUUGAAUAAAACUAAUAGAAAAAUUGUUACAGACAAAACAAUCUAUUUAAAAAAAAAUCGUACAUAUAGUAGAACCAAUACAUUACUCGUUUUACUCAAAAACUAGAAGUGAUGAAAUAAAAUCGAAAAUCAUAAAAACAAAUGCACCAGAAAACAACAUUUUCGAAAAAUGACUUUGUUGGGUAUUUAAAUUAUUAAAACGACAAAGUUUCUUGAAAGUUACAAAAACUGUAACGUUUCUAUAAAAUAGAAAGUUUACUGUGGAAACGUUACAUUUUUUUUUUUUUUUUUUUUGCUGAACUAUUAUUUUUCAUUCAUUUACGUCUUUAUAUACAAAUGUUUGUGUUCAUUACUUUACACUUUGAAUAUGCGUUAUAAUAUUAAUAUUUUGCUGCCAAAAAAGUCGAACAAUAAAAUACUGUCAUCAAAAACCACAUAAUAAAAAAUAGCAUUAUAUACUUGUAGUAAUAUGUAAUAUGUCUGUAUAAUUAAUAUAUAUAUAUAUAUAUAUACAUUUUUUUUCAUUUGAAUGUAUUUAUUUAGGCGAAGUGUCUUUAAUGUACCUAUAUUUGAGAAAACAGUUCAAUUUUAAAGAAAUUGAAUUCAGUUUAUUCAACGCGUAUACUUUGGUCAUAAUGCUAAUAGGUAAGAUUUCCUUCAGUGCUUGUAUUAUUAUUAAUAAUUUUCAAAUUUUUUGAUCAUUUUAUAACAAUAAAAUCAUUUAUUAUAGGUUCUCUAUUUACUCUUGGAGUCCUGAGUCGUUUAUUCAGGAUGAAUGAUGCAUUGAUCGGUUUGAUUGCUACGAUCUUUGAUAUUGCAACUGCUGUCGGAUUUCUUUUAGUGACUCAAUAUAAUUAUUUGCUAUUUAGUAAGAUAUAGUUAUACUUACAAGUUUAAACCAUCCAUUUUAAUUAAUAAAUAAUUACGUUUUUAUUGAGAUACAAUCAUUUUUAAGAAAAAUAUAAUUUGUUAUUAUAUUAUAGUACCUCCGUUAGAAUUUUUCCGUGGUGCAGCGUUGUCUCUCGUGGGAUCUAUAGCAUCGAAAUGUGUGGACCCCCACGAAUUAGGUAAGGACAUUAUUUAAAAUUACUGUAGAUAAUAAAAAGUGAUAUAAAUUAAUAAUAAAUAAAAUAAUUUUGUAAUUAUAAAUUUUCCUACCUAGAAACCAUUGUGAAAUUUGAUGAAUUAAAAUAAUAAUAUGUUAUGUAUAUAGGAUCCAUGAACUCCGUGAGAAUGGUCAUAGAAAAUUUAUCAAAAAGCGCCAUCUUACCGUUGUAUAAUAUAGUUUACAACAAUACUCUGGAAACUAUGCCGAACGCUUUUUUCAUCAUAACUAUAUGUUUAACAACUCCACUAGUCGGUAUUUUUGCGUAAGUUUUGAUAUCAGUUAUAAAAUGAUUUUUUUUCAAUUAAGUGAGCGGUUAAAACUUUAAUUAAUAUGAAUUUUAGGACGAUUUAUUGUUACACCCGAAAUCAAGUAACGACAACCCAGGAAAACGACAAACCAGAAAAAAAACCAUCGAACAAUCUCAAUACUAAUUCUAGUACCGAGAUGACACGUUUAUAAAACAAAAUUAUAAUGUUAUUUAUAACGUCUAGAUAUCAUGACAAUUGAAAAAAAAAAACCAUUUAAAAUUCUUAACUAUUUGCUCAAUUUAAUAUUUUAUGCAUUAUCUGUAGAUUUAAAAUAUAAUGCGCACACAUACGCGGUCAUCCAUAAUCAUAGUUAAUUCAAGGCCGUUUCCUAAAUAAACGCAAUAGUUUUUGAGUUCGUGUUAUUCAUUCUCAAAAAUACAAAAAAAAAUGUUCAGUUUAAUUGAAGUCCCAAAAAUUUAAAUAUUAAUAAAAAUAAUACACAUUUAACAUAAUAACUGCAGGACAUGUACAUUAUUCUGAUCAACUCGUAAUUUCUAAACACUAGACAUUUAUUAUCCGCCAUCAUAACUUCUACCUAUAUUUUGAGGAUACUACAAUAAUUAACUAUGUACAUAAUAUUAUUAUUUUACUUGUACGUUUUUGUAUUAU
This is a messenger RNA of Cinara cedri, 17461 nucleotides long. Lineage: Eukaryota; Metazoa; Arthropoda; Insecta; Hemiptera; Aphididae. The record is from the annotation of a GenBank genome assembly.